GACACAGACAUGCAACACGGUUCAUCAUAUCAUUCCGAGAGUAACGAUAACCGAUAAGAGGUUGCAUGGUGCUGCAUAUCAAACGAUAAGAAAGAGGCGCGGUUUCAUCAUGGAGAGUCAAUCAUCAAACCCGGGACCAGUUACGAUAGGCAUCUGUACAUCAGCGUUGAAGUCCAACAUCGAGGCUUUUAUAAAUAAAGUCAAAAGUCUCCCCAAUGUAGCAGUUAAAUUUAUUCAGCUACCAUACAAUGAUUUAGACAGUUUUCGGCUUUCAAGUGAAGGACUGGAUGGUGUGAUAGUAUGUCAUUCUAUCAACAAUCGUCGUUUUGCAAUCACAGACGUCAUGGAUGCACUCUAUGACAAGUUCUUGCCUCAUGUCAAACAAGUAUUUGGAAAGGAUAACGUUUGUGUUAUUGCACACGACUUUCAUUGGCCCAUGGGAUCGGGACGGGAUGGCCAUACCAAGGUCAAAGGAGCAUACAUGGAUACCUUCCGAUACAAACAAUUCACGACAUUUGAGUGCGCCAAACUGGCCAUCAUCUGCGGUAGACUAGACAAAGGGAUAGAAAUGGAUGAAGAAGAUUUUAAGAAGACUGAAGACUUCGUGUAUCAGUGUGGAAAGCGAAAGCCAUAUAUCAGUAUCCCAAAUAUGGACUUGACACCGAUGGGUGGAAAAUGUGCAUGGCGUUCCAAUUGGGGGCGAUUUAGAAAGGUUUCUGCAUGCCUGAGUGUCAUUGGUUACUUCUGUUGGUCUUACUUCUUGAAAACCAUAGUCCUACAUAAUGAACGUAUGUUAAUGGUCAAUUAUAACGGUAACUUCUUCUACUGCAUGGCAGGUUAAAAUUUAACACACAUUUCAUAGUGUGUAUCUCACAUCCUACAAAAUAAUGAUGGUAGUUUGCAUUUCAUAGAGUUAAUAAAGCGAUAUUAACUUUCAUGCAACCACAUUGAUUUUGUUACGCUUCAGCGAGCAAAAAAUGUGUUGGCAACUGAUAUUACGCAAAAAGGAACAGCAACUUUAGGGUGUUCAGUAAAAUUGAAAUAUCUCAUGUUCCUGAGUGGAUAGAGCGAUUAUUUGAAUAUGUAAAUAUGCGUUCGUUACUGGAUUAAGAUGUGUCAAAAUAUUAAAUAAUUUGUUACUGUCUUUUGGGGGCUAUGAUAAUUUUUCCACGACCAUGCUGGUAACUGACAUUACGUAACUAACAUUACUCACAAAUUUACCAUAGAGAUAACACGUGGAAGUAAAAUAUGUGGAAUCAUUGCAUAAAUCUUCUGUCCAAGGCUUCACCUGAAAGUGUGUUUGAUAUGGCAGUAAAGCUGAGUUCCUGGGACAUUUAAAUUAAAAAAGCCCGGUUUUUCUAAAUUCUUUUUCUUUACUUUAAACAUCUUAUUAUGUAGGUAACUGAAACUAAAUGUACAUGUACUACAUUUAAGGCUUAAAAUAUCAUAAUAAUUUACGUCAAAUAAUCAGAAGAAGAAAUGCUUACAUACUCGGGGGGGGGGGGGCAUAGCAGCUACAUGUAUAUAUUCCGAUAGUUAUUUGAUAUUGCAUGGUAGUUACACAUAGAUUUCUCUGAUCAUGCGCCCAAUUUUUAUAUUCGUCAGUUUUAUAUUGAUUUUUUUUUACCUUUUCCUUCUUCAACUCCCAAGAAAUGACAGAAAUGAAUUAAGGCCUGUAUCCUCUCCUACCCCUCUCCCGAAUUUCAUGUAACUACAGUUUUAUUGACUUUCUAAUCAGGUCAGUGCAAGCAAUGCUUGUUCAUAUCUGUCAGAUUUCAAUUUUCUUCAUAUUUCAUUUAAUCAAUAUCUUUGCUUAUUUGUUUUUUUAAGCUGUCAAUAAAAAUAAACUCCAAUUUCAAAAAUAAAACUGUGAACUAUAUGUGUAUCAGAUCCAUGCAACAUUGAUCAGAGCUGUCCAAAUUUAUAUUUUCAUCUUUAUUUGUACACCAAAAACAAAAUCUUAUCACACAACUGAAACUAUUAACAGGUAUACAGGGGGAAAUUAUAAGAGGGUUGGGGAGAUUUAGCUCCGAAAUGCUCAAAUGAACCCUAGAAAUUAACUUAAGGGGCCCUGAAAACCAUCCUUCAUUGCACCGUUUUAAACUUAUAGUUGCAGACUUUUUUAAGCAGUAAAUUGAGAAAAGUAGCCCCCGAAAGUAAUUUUUUUUUUUUACCUGAUACAAACAAUUAUGUACUUGGCAUGUACAUUAUAUUAUGUAAACUAAUUUCAUAAUAUUGAUUUUUGGCCCAAUAGGAAUGCAACUUACUUCAUAAUUUCAUAUAACACAAUUUACAAUAACUGUAGCACAGUAUUCCAUGUGACCUACAUACUUUUUAAAGGUCAAUAGCAAGCUCCUACUGGUGGGAUUUAACUAAGUGAAAGACUAUUAACAAGUAAAUAUUAUUUUUUUUCGCAACGAAAUUGACCACAUUUGCAUUUCCCUAUUAAUUGAUAACCAUCGUUUUAUCAUGGUAACUGACAUUACACCUCGGUAACUGACGUUACACAUAUUUAAUGGUACCCUAUGAAGUGAUUGUAACUUGCCUAUCUUAAAUUUUGGUGUAGAAGGAAGGGGUGUUACCUAAGGAGGAAUUCUAUCAGGUUUCAUGUAAUAUAAGCUCUUUUCUGGCGAAUGAGAACAAAAAAGUUCAUGUUUUUGGUAACUAACAUUACAUACAAUAUCAUAAUUAUACUUCAUCAAUAUUUUUUAUUAGAUAAAUUAAUUACUGGUGAUUCUUUCUAUGGGACUUUAUAACGUAUUAUAAUAGUAAGCUAAAUCACAGGGAGAAUCACACUUGUUCUACAAAAACAGUCAGUCAAAAGAAAACAUGUGUCUUUCAACACUAUACUUUGGCGGCCAUUUUAAAAUCCAAAAUAGCCGCCAGAAUCGAAAAAAAUUGUCCCAUUAAAUAAAGCAUGAAGCAUUUGACUCGAA
Molecule: messenger RNA, 2936 nt
Organism: Lytechinus pictus (painted urchin)
Lineage: Eukaryota; Metazoa; Echinodermata; Echinoidea; Temnopleuroida; Toxopneustidae
Exons: 3
Coding region: 110-841 (243 amino acids)
Source: RefSeq, a predicted model, not a curated record